Messenger RNA from Gongylonema pulchrum, 303 nucleotides. Lineage: Eukaryota; Metazoa; Nematoda; Chromadorea; Rhabditida; Gongylonematidae. The record is from the annotation of a GenBank genome assembly.
AUGCUGGUGCAUACCGGAUUCAGUGCGCCAACUUUUGUUGAAAAGCCUCAGAUAUCAUCGCGCGAUGAUGGACAAGUUAUGGUUAUGGAAUUCAGAGCAAAAUCUAUCCUUAAACCGACCUUUGUUUGGCAAAAGGGUGACGAAAUUGUAGCCGAAUCAGAUCGAGUAAAGAUUGUACUCAAGGAAGAAGCCAAUCAGACGUAUUAUGCUGCCCUCGAAAUCAAGGUCUGCUACAGUUGCUUUGAGAAAUUGAACCCCGUCAAGCAAUCCAUUUCGAAGCCAAAUGUCUUACUGUUUAGUUAA